Macrosteles quadrilineatus (aster leafhopper) is the source of this 768-nucleotide messenger RNA. RefSeq names its product putative proline-rich protein 21. The record is from RefSeq and is a predicted model, not a curated record. The coding region runs from base 1 to 768 and encodes 255 amino acids. The transcript is spliced from 3 exons. NCBI's taxonomy places the organism in Eukaryota, Metazoa, Arthropoda, Insecta, Hemiptera, Cicadellidae.
AUGGAGAUAGAGAUGAACAUGGAGUUAGAGAUUAACAUGGAGAUGGCGAUUGAGAUGGAGAUUGAGAUGGAGUUGGAGAUGGAGAUUGAGAUAAACAUGGAGAUGGAGAUUAAUAUGGAGUUAGAAAUGAAGAUAAGCAUGUUGAUGAACAUUGAGUUAGAGAUGGAGAUGAACAUGGAGAUGAAAUGGAGAAUAACUGACCCAUCGCCCAUCACCCAUAUUUUAUCACCUAUCACCUAUCUCCCAUCACCCAUCACCCAUCACCCAUCACUCAUCACCCAUCACCCAUCACUCAUCACCCAUCACCUAUCACCCAUCACCAUCACCUAUCACCCAUCACUCAUCACCCAUCACCCAUCGCCCAUCACCCAUAUUUUAUCACCUAUCACCUAUCUCCCAUCACCCAUCACCCAUCACCCAUCACUCAUAACCCAUCACCUAUCACCCAUCACCAUCACCUAUCACCCAUCACCCAUCACCCAUCACCCAUCACCCAUCACUCAUCACCUAUCACCCAUCACCUAUCACCCAUCACCAUCACCUAUCACCCAUCACCUAUCACCCAUCACCAUCACCAUCACCUAUCACCCAUCACCCAUCACCUAUCACCCAUCACCCAUCACCAUCACCUAUCACCCAUCACUCAUCACCCAUCACCUAUCACCCAUCACCAUCACCUAUCACCCAUCACCCAUCACCCAUCACCCAUCACCCAUCACCCAUCACCCAUCACCCAUCACCCAUCACCCAUCACUUAAAAGGAGAUGA